Molecule: messenger RNA, 1523 nt
Organism: Drosophila obscura
Lineage: Eukaryota; Metazoa; Arthropoda; Insecta; Diptera; Drosophilidae
Gene: mus81
Product: crossover junction endonuclease MUS81
Exons: 1
Coding region: 86-1351 (421 amino acids)
Biological process (GO): resolution of meiotic recombination intermediates; mitotic intra-S DNA damage checkpoint signaling; double-strand break repair via break-induced replication
Cellular component (GO): Holliday junction resolvase complex; nucleus
Molecular function (GO): crossover junction DNA endonuclease activity; DNA binding; 3'-flap endonuclease activity
Source: RefSeq, a predicted model, not a curated record
UACCAUCACUAGAUUCGCAGUCAAAAAAGGCGGCAAAAAGUGAGAAAAACAUUUAAAACUCGCAAUUUAAUUAGAAUAAAUUCCAAUGGAGACACGACUGGAGGUGCGUCUGCGAGAGCCGAAUCCGCUGUUCACCCGCUGGCUGGAGCGUUGGCUGCGCGAGGCGGAGCGACGGCAACAGAGGUCCCAGCACAAACUGCGACAGGCCCUGGAGGCUCUGAAGAGCUAUCCGCUGCCGCUGUACAGUGGUCGCGACCUCGCCGUGCUGCGUGGAUUCGGCGGCACCUUGUGCCAGCUCAUUGACGAGGAGCUGCGCCAGCACCGGGCAGCCAGCGAGGCACAGCCGGUGGCGACCACAGCCCAGUACGAGGAGCAGGUGCAACAGGUGGUCCAGGCGGUGCAGGAGAAGCAGCAGAAGGCAAAGCAGAAGGCCAAGCAGAAGAAGCCGACCAAGAAAGCCCAGCUGGAGCAGGCUGCAGCCGAGGAGCGCGAGCGAGUGGUGGAGAUGCUGCCAGGCGGCUUUGAGGUACUGCUCCUGGUUGACACCCAGGAGACGAGUGGCAAGAACAAGCGCGUGCUCGACCAGACACGCAGCUACCUGCAGUCCCUGGGCGCCGAGCACGAGGUGCGUCGCCUCACCGUUGGCGACUUCCUGUGGAUAGCCCGCGCAGCGGACGGCAGCGAGCUCGUCCUGCCCUACAUUGUGGAGCGCAAGCGCAUGGACGAUCUGGCCUCGAGCAUUCGCGACGGCCGCUUCCACGAGCAGAAACACCGGCUGCGGCAGUGCGGCCUGCCGCAUGUGAUCUACCUGAUAGAGGACUACGGGGACAACGAGCAGCUGGGCCUGCCGCUGGACUCGCUGCUGCAGGCGCUGGCCAACGCCCGCAUCCAGUCGGGAAUUCAGGUGGUGCGCACGGAGAACCACUACCGCAGCAUGUGCUACCUGGCGGGCAUGAGCCGAGCGCUGCGGCAACUCUUUCUCGGCAAGAGCCUGCACAGCGUGGAUCGGGUCGCCUUGGGAGUGAGCCGCAGCUGUCUGACCGACCGCCGUGUGGGUCUGCUCAAGUUCCGGGCCCUGUACGAGGACUCGGCCAAGAAUGCCCAGCUGACUGUGCGCGAGGUGUUCGUCCAGCAGCUGCUGCAACUCCAUUCGCUCUCCCUGGACCGGGCCCUGGCCAUUGUGGAGCGUUAUCCCACGCCGCGCCUACUGCUCGAUGCCUACGCGGCGUGCGGCGAGGUGGAGCAGGCUAGGCGACUGCUGGCGGGCAUCACCUGCGGCGCCCUGGAGCGGCCGCUGGGCGAGAAGCUGAGCCAGUGCCUGUACGACUUCUAUGGCAGCGAGUUUAGGUAGGAUUAGGAUUAGCAAUUGAUUUAAUGGGACAUAUCUAAGGUUAUAUACACGAGUUUAUACAUAAGAGUGAGGGAAUAGUACGAGAGUACGAUUUGGACUAGUUGCCAGGAUGCCAUCUCGGGCAGCAGCCCGGCCAUCCUGGCCAAAAAUAUAUCAUACACAUAAAUAAGAA